Molecule: messenger RNA, 3073 nt
Organism: Ilex paraguariensis (yerba mate)
Lineage: Eukaryota; Viridiplantae; Streptophyta; Magnoliopsida; Aquifoliales; Aquifoliaceae
Source: the annotation of a GenBank genome assembly
CUAAAAGUCUAAUAAAAGGUAGGUGGCAAGGAGACAGCUCCGAGAAAGAGAAAAGGGGGUUUGUACUUGGUAUUGGUAAUAGAUUUCUCUCUCCUGUCCUGUGGCAUACAAACCAAGCCAAGCCACGCCAAGCGAAACCCAACCCAGUCAUCCUGCAAUCUAGGGUUCGUCAAAUCCCAAAAUCUCUUUCUUUCGCUGCCCAAUUUUAUUCGUUGUCUCUAUUCAUCUUCCUCACUCAAUACCUACAUUCUCUUCAGCACUAUUUCCGCUCCACUUUUACCUCUUCGCAAUCGAAUUCUCCUGAUUUUCGGUUUUGUAUCCAUCAUGACGAUUCCUGAUUCGGGGAAUAUGAUGGAGAACGGAUCAAUUGAGUUGCCAUGCACGCCGGAGGAAGAGAAACGGAUCGUAACGGAGUUAACCAAAAAAGCGGAUGCAAAUCUGAAAGAAGGCAAUUUGUACUAUGUCAUCUCCAACAGGUGGUUCAUGGACUGGCAGAAAUAUACAGGGCACGACAUUGAUGCUUAUCCAUUUCCUGAGCCUUCUUCUGCUUCCUGGCCUUUGGUUCUGUCAAAGACAGCAGAUAGACCAGGACCGAUUGAUAAUACUGAUAUAGUGUCAAAUGGAAGUGAUUGUGUAGAUGAUGAUCUACAGCUUCAUAGGACACUAGAGGAAGGGCGUGAUUAUGUUUUAGUUCCUCGAGAAGUUUGGGAGAAGCUUUCUGAAUGGCUUCUUUACAUGAGCUUUAUGAGAGGGUGUGUGGACUUAAAGGGAUACAACCUGAGAAGGCACAGAUCUGGGAUUAUUUUAAUAAACAGAAACAUAUGGUGUUAAGUGAUUCGGACCAAACCCUGGAGGAAUCUAGUUUGCAGAUGGACCAGGAUAUUCUUCUGGAAGUGCAAGUUGAUGGAUUUUGGACCUCUGGAUUUGGCUUGGAAUCAACGGGAAAUGAAUUAGCCUUGGUUCCAAUAGAACCCGUAAGAUCAUCUGUGACAAUUGCAGGGGGGCCGGCUUUGUCCAAUGGUUAUUCAACAGGUUAUAAUUCCAGUUUGUAUCAGGGAAAUACCUUAAGUUCGGCAUUUACAGAUAUGGAGGAUGGAUAUGAUGUUUUGAGACCUGCGGCGAAAGGAGACAGGGGAGGUUUGGCAGGGUUGCAGAAUUUGGGAAAUACUUGUUUCAUGAAUAGUGCUAUUCAGUGCUUAGUUCAUACACCACUACUUGUUGAAUACUUUUUGCGAGACUACACUAAUGAGAUCAACAGGCAAAAUCCUUUAGGAAUGCAUGGUGAGCUUGCACUUGCGUUUGGUGACCUACUGAGGAAACUUUGGUCUUCUGGGCGGACAGCUAUUGCACCUCGUGCAUUUAAGGGAAAACUUGCUCGAUUUGCUCCCCAGUUUAGUGGGUAUAAUCAGCAUGAUUCCCAGGAACUCCUUGCCUUCUUGCUCGAUGGACUGCAUGAAGAUUUGAAUCGUGUUAAGCAAAAGCCUUAUUUUGAAACCAAGGAUUCUGAUGGUUGCCCUGAUGAGGAAGUGGCGGAUGAGUAUUGGAGAUAUCACAAGGCCCGAAAUGACUCUGUGAUUGUGGAUGUUUGCCAGGGUCAAUACAAGUCAACAUUGGUUUGCCCAGUUUGCAACAAAAUUUCAAUAACAUUUGACCCCUUCAUGUACUUGUCGUUGCCGCUACCUUCGACCCUCACCCGGACAAUGACUGCAACUGUGUUUUAUGGUGAUGGGAUUGGCCUUCCAAUGCCAUACACUGUUACUGUCCUAAAACAUGGUUGCUCUAGAGAUCUUAGCCAGGCUUUGGGUAUUGCAUGCUGUUUAGGGAGUCAUGAAUGCCUGUUGCUUGCGGAGGUUUAUGAACAUAAAAUAUUUAAAUACUUGGAUACUCCUUUGGAACCUCUGACUUCUAUAAAAGAUGACGAUCAUAUUGUUGCUUACCGACUUCCCAGAAAAGGGGCUGAAUUGACGAGACUAGAGAUAUGUCACCGAUACCAGGAAAAAUGUAUGACAGACAAUUUUAAGGCCAGUGAGAGGAAGCUUUUCUUAACACCCCUAGUUACUUAUUUGGAAGACCCACAAACGGGGGCUGGUAUCGAUCUUGCUGUUAGUAGAAUACUUUCUCCAUUGAGAAAGAAAGCAUUUUUCACUUCACCAAGUAUCAGUUGUGGCAUGGAAAAUGGUUCUGCUUCAGAAGCUGUUGAAGAAUCAAUGGACAGCUGUAGUACCCUGUUAGAACCUGAGAGCUACUCGAAGGACAAUACAGAACAGCCAGAAAUGUCCAGCAGGGACUUGUCAUUUCAGCUUUGCAUAGCAGAUGACAAGUUUUUAAGCUGCAGACCAAUUGCAAAGGAUUUACCCAUAAAACCUGGUCGACUAGUGAAGGUUAUGCUUGACUGGACUGACAAAGAACACGAGUUAUUUGAUUCCAGCUACCUCAAAGAUCUUCCUGAGGUUCACAAAACGGGGCUUACCGUGAAGAAAACCCGGCAGGAAGCUAUCUCUUUGUUUUCAUGCUUGGACACAUUCUUACGGGAGGAACCCUUAGGGCCUGAUGAUAUGUGGUAUUGCCCUCGGUGCAAGGAACACAGACAAGCCACCAAGAAGUUAGACUUGUGGAGGUUACCAGAGACUCUCGUCUUUCACUUAAAACGGUUUUCAUACAGCCGAUGGCUAAAGAACAAACUCGAUACCUUUGUUAAUUUCCCCAUUCACAAUCUUGAUUUGAGCAAAUAUGUUAAAAGUAAGGAAGCUUGCGCUGGAUCUCAUGUUUAUGAGCUGUAUGCCAUUAGCAACCAUUAUGGUGGCCUAGGUGGUGGGCACUACUCUGCUUAUGCUAAGUUAAUCGAUGACAACAGAUGGUAUCAUUUUGACGAUGCCCAUGUUUCGCCUGUUAGUGAAGCUGAGAUCAAGACAUCGGCUGCUUAUGUGUUGUUCUACCGAAGAGUUAAAGUCCAACCAAAUGCAGCAGUGGGAGAGCCGUCCCAAAUUCAUGGGACUUCUUGAAGGCUAUGUCUGGGCAUUUACAUCACCAUUCUGUAUUUUAUAUGGCUCUCAAGGUUCCUUAACCCGGGGGA